GUGUGUGUGUGUGUGUAUGUGUGUAUGUGUGUGUUUGUACCUUUGUGUGUUUGCAUGAAUGAGGUAAAAUAGGUGUGUUAAAAAUGGAUAAUGUGAGGACAUUAAUUUUCAAAGCUUGCAGAGUUACAACUUCAUUUUUGUUUGACUAUUGGUUUAUUAUUAUAAUUGUUAGUUCAAUAUGGAAAGGGGGGAGGAGGGUCUAGUGAAAACAUGCAACCAACAGUAAAACAGAACUGAAGUAUUAAGUCAGCAAACUUUUAAAAAUGAUAUCCCCACGACCUCCAUUGUUUGACUCUGCUCAUAUUUUUCUGUAGACUCCUCAUGACAUGUACUUGUGUGUUUAUUCUGUUGCUUAAAGUGUUACAGCUCUAAUUUUCUCUUCCAAUUGAUAUCAAACUACUUUUUUAUCAGUUGUUAAUUAUAGUUUAUUCCAAAGUGCCUGGAGUUGUGAUUGCAGAAGUUAAAGGCUAUCAGUCGUGUGAGUCUCAUCCCAGACGAAAAAACUAGAAGCCAGAUGGGAUUUUUCUCAAAAUGGGAAUGGAAUUGAAUGGCCAGAAGGCCAUUAUACUUACAAUGAUGGAAGCCUAAAGCUAUUCAGCUGUCUCCGGUGACGGCAUGGUUUUACGUGAAUGUUAAUUAGUUUCUACAUCCAGAAGAGGAAAUAAAUUAUUUUACCUUACUGAAAUGGCUUGUAAUUAGAGGAACUAGACCAGCAGCGAUAAGGGACUCGUUCAACAUAUUGAAUUUUUUUUUUUUUUAAAGGAACGGUGGAAUGUACCAUGAAGCUCAGUGAGAAUAUAAAAAUCUGGAACUGAAUUGAAAGAUGCUCACUUUAAAAAAUAAUGCAUUGGUCUGUUCGUGCAAUAUCUUUUUCUUGAAGAAAACUCAGAAAAUUGUACUUUGUGAUACAGUAAAAAUUCAACUACUGCGAAAUAUACCUAUCAAUGGCUAUGACAUACAAAUAUGUUUUAUGAUCUUAAUUAGAAAUACUUGUUUAGAAGAUAUAGGUCUUAUAUUUACUUUUCCAUUAAAAAAUGUAAGACCAAAAUAUGAAUUUCUUAUCUAUUUCUUCUGGAGCCAAAGCUUUGAUUAAAAAUUUAAAUGUAGGGGUCAGAGACCUGGUGCAAUUGUUUCUGAUUUAAAAUAUUUAAAAAAACAGAUGAUGGUCUUUAACCUAGACUGUGGUGUAGGUUAUCACAAGUCUCUUUCCUUUGCUUCGUCAGAUUAUCCCGUUCCUGAAAUCGUCAACUGUCCUUCUGGAUCGAAAGUCAAUGGUGACUACAUCAUGUCCGGGUCAACAGCCACUUGUGAAUGUCGUCAGAAAACUGAGGGUUUUCCUGCAGGCACAGUUGUUCUGUCUCAGGGCCGGUCUACCUUGGGUUCAGGAACUGUCGCCUCAGGGAAUGUCAUCAACCCUGGAAACAUCAACAAUGACCAGACGUUGACUUGUCGUUCUGAAUCUUCUCUGGGUCAAGCAGGUCCCUCUGUCUCCGAGACUGUCAUGUUUGCCUAUGGACCAAGUAGCGCUACCCUGACCUUCUCACCGACAAGCCCGUCCAGUUUGUGUCAAGGCACCAGUCUCAGUAUUGCAUACUCUUGUGCUGUUGACCCACGUACAGUAAACCCUCAGGCAGUCUACAAAAUCUCCGUGAACGGUACACAAGUAGGCACAUCUGUACAGCAGACUCUACAGUUGCAGGGCGGAGCUCACAACGUCAGAUGUCUUGUUGAGAACUCGUUAUUUCCCGCUGAUCUCUUCACUGAUGUCACUGAGACUUUCACUGUCUUAGUCCCUCCGCCAGAUCCUCCUGAGAUCAGUAUGAGUAAGUCGUCGGUUCUCAGUACUGGAGAAACCCUGGUGAAGGAAAAUGUCACAACCAGUGUGCAGUGUGUGGUCCGAGGGGGAUAUCCUGCUACAAGUGACGUGCGACUGAGCUGUCCUAGUUCUCAGGCCGGCAGCUCAGGUGUGAGUUCUGUGGUGGUAACUAGGUCAAAAGAGACACAAUGCUCGUGUACGGCCACUCACGACAGUGGAUGUUACAACAAACGGAGUGACGUCACCAUCAGAGCUGCUUAUGGCCCAGCAGACCUCAAGUUGGAGAGAAAAAACGUGGGACCAGAGGAGGCCGGAACGUAUAACCUGUGUCCGUCAGCUACACCAGAUAUAACCAUGGAAUGUUCUGUGGGAGUUGUCUACCCAGCAGCAAGUUUGACCCUCACAAUGAGGCCAAAGGGAACACUCAAUGUUUUUUAUUGUACAAGAAACAACAAGUGUUCCACAGAAUUUGUACCGUCAAGGGGAGGUAAUCACGAGUUCAUGUGUUACUCCGUGAACAGUGCUUUUGCGGAUAUGGCGGGAGACAGUCCACCUGUACAGGUCUACGUACGAGAACCUCCCAAAGAUGCCCCAAAACUGACCCUCAACGGUAAAGAUUUCACUGGUGCAACUGCAGAGAACGUCGUUGUUUUUGUUGACGGUCAAGAAAACAGUGUGGUUUGUCAAGUUGAAGGAGGAUUCCCGGAAAUCUCGCCCUCCGACAUCUAUGUACAGUGUGACAGUGAGAACGUGACAGAUGGAAAAGUUGUGUUCACACCUGAUAGAAACACCACCAACUGUAUUUGUCGGGCACAACAUCCUAGUGGAUGCUACGACUUGUCCACUGAAGUCCUCGUCAUUGUAAUAC
Molecule: messenger RNA, 2684 nt
Organism: Aplysia californica (California sea hare)
Lineage: Eukaryota; Metazoa; Mollusca; Gastropoda; Aplysiida; Aplysiidae
Source: RefSeq, a predicted model, not a curated record